AUGGAAGACGACACCUGGACCUGCACAAUCUGCACCACCCCCCUCCCCCCCCAACGCCAACCCCCAACCUUCCCCUGCGGCCACAUGCACUGCCUGCCCUGUCUCCGCCGCAACUUCACCCUCAGCAGCACCCCGGGCGGCAUCAGCGGGCCCUUCCGCCCCGUCCAAUGCUGCCCGGGCGCACGCCUCCCCCUGCGCGAACUCCGCGCCCACCUGGGCCUGCGCUCCGCCGACGCCGCCGCCUACCGCGCGCGCCUGGCCGAGCAUGAUGCCGCGGAUAAGUUGUAUUGUGCGGAGCCGCGCUGUGGGAGGUUUAUUCCGGCGGUGCUGCGGGAUGGGCGGGUGGGGAGAUGCAGGGGGUGUCAUGGGCGGACGUGCGUGCGCUGUGGGGGCAGGGCGCAUGUGGGGAUGGGGGUGUGCGAUGGGGUGGCUGCGGCUGGGAAGGAUGGGAUGAUGGGGAGGGCGGGGAGGAGGGAGGAGAUGGCGGAGGCGGGGUUUCGGAAGGUGGUGAGGGAGAUGGGUUGGUAUGUGUGCUGA
This is a messenger RNA of Chaetomium fimeti, 537 nucleotides long. RefSeq lists its product as uncharacterized. Gene Ontology annotation, cellular component: cytoplasm; ubiquitin ligase complex. Gene Ontology annotation, biological process: ubiquitin-dependent protein catabolic process; protein polyubiquitination; positive regulation of proteasomal ubiquitin-dependent protein catabolic process. The transcript has a single exon. Gene Ontology annotation, molecular function: ubiquitin protein ligase activity; zinc ion binding; ubiquitin conjugating enzyme binding. The record is from RefSeq and is a predicted model, not a curated record. Bases 1 to 537 code for a protein of 178 amino acids. Lineage: Eukaryota; Fungi; Ascomycota; Sordariomycetes; Sordariales; Chaetomiaceae.